AGCUGCGUGCUGCAGGACGGCGAGGUCUUCGAGAAGGCCGGAGUGAACGUGUCCGUCGUGUUCGGGCUCCUGUCCGAGGAGGCGGCGCGGCAGAUGCGAAGCAGGGGCAAGUCUCUGAAGGCCAAGGACGGGAAACUGCCUUUUUGCGCCAUGGGCGUGAGCUCAGUUAUCCAUCCAAAGAACCCUCAUGUUCCAACCAUGCACUUCAACUACAGAUACUUUGAAAUUGAAGAAGCAGAUGGAACCAAACAGUGGUGGUUUGGUGGUGGGACUGACCUCACUCCAACGUACUUGAAUGAAGAGGAUGCUGUUCAUUUUCACAAGACUCUGAAAGAAGCCUGUGACAAGCAUGAUCUGAAGCUGUAUCCCAAGUACAAGAAAUGGUGUGAUGACUACUUCUACAUCAAGCACCGUGGGGAGCGGAGGGGCAUCGGAGGCAUCUUCUUCGACGACGUGGACUCUCCCUCCAAGGAGGAAGUAUUCCAGUUUGUGAAGAGCUGUGCCAAAGCUGUUGUGCCUUGUUAUGUUCCCAUUGUGAAGAGGCACUGCCAGGACUCCUUCACACCAGAGGAGAAGCUGUGGCAGCAGCUCCGGAGAGGACGGUAUGUAGAGUUCAACUUGGUUUAUGACAGAGGUACAAAGUUUGGCCUCCUGACACCAGGAUCAAGGAUUGAAAGCAUUCUCAUGUCUCUGCCACUGACUGCAAGGUGGGAGUACAUGCACACCCCUCCAGAGAGCUCGAAAGAAGCCGAAAUCCUGGAGGUUCUGCGCAAUCCCAAGGACUGGGUGCACUGAGAGGGACGGUGAAGAAGAUGGGUUGCUUACACUGAGCCAUGAUGGAGGAACACAAACGCCUGCACAGCAGCUUGUUCCAACCGCUGCUGCACGGCGUUUCAGCACAGACGUUUAUUCUCUCCCCUGGUGCCUUAAUAAUGCUGUAGACUUGCUAGAAUGUGAACUUGCAAAUGUGUGAACUCGUUAUUUAUGGUUGAUGAGCUGAUGUUGUCACCCCCUGGUGAUGUUGCCUCGUGAAGGGCUGGCAGUACCCUCACAG
This is a messenger RNA of Merops nubicus (carmine bee-eater), 1054 nucleotides long. It is a transcript of the gene CPOX, whose product is annotated as coproporphyrinogen oxidase. NCBI's taxonomy places the organism in Eukaryota, Metazoa, Chordata, Aves, Coraciiformes, Meropidae. The annotation marks the transcript as partial. The record is from RefSeq and is a predicted model, not a curated record. Gene Ontology annotation, cellular component: mitochondrial intermembrane space; cytoplasm. The transcript is spliced from 6 exons. Gene Ontology annotation, molecular function: coproporphyrinogen oxidase activity.